This is a messenger RNA of Coffea eugenioides, 2409 nucleotides long. RefSeq lists its product as uncharacterized. The transcript is spliced from 2 exons. Lineage: Eukaryota; Viridiplantae; Streptophyta; Magnoliopsida; Gentianales; Rubiaceae. Bases 1 to 2409 code for a protein of 802 amino acids. Gene Ontology annotation, molecular function: zinc ion binding; nucleic acid binding. The record is from RefSeq and is a predicted model, not a curated record.
AUGGAGCAAAUGGAGAGGCGUUUCCAACGCAUGCUAGAACCCAUUCAAGAUGAGUUGCUGCAACUCCGAGCGUCUGGAACACCAAAAACCUCUAAGUCCAUGCGAAGGCGAAGGGACGUGGAGGAGUCGUCCGAUGGUUCCAAUAAUGAUGAUGAUGAUGAGGAACCUCGAAUUCGACCAAGGCAAAGGAACCAGACUGGACCUACCGAUGUAUUCAAGGGAAUCAAGAUGCAAAUCCCUGAGUUCAAAGGACGGUCCGAUCCCGAGGCCUUUCUCGAAUGGUUAUCCAAGAUCGAAAUGGUCUUUUCUUGCCAAAACUACACCGAGGUGCAAAAGGUGCAAUUGGCCACCAUGGAAUUCACUGAGUACGCUGUGGUUUGGUGGGACCAAAUCAAGAAGUCUAGAAGGAGAAAUGGGCUACCUGAGCUCAUUCCAUGGCCCGAGCUUCGAGCCAUGAUGCGCACCCGCUUUGUACCUGGACAUUACACUAGGGAUUUAUACCACCGGUUACAAACCUUAGUCCAGGGCAACCGGAGUGUGGAUGAGUACCACAAGGAGAUGGAGAUCCUGAUGCUUAGAGCGGAUGUACAGGAGGAUCCUGAAGCCACCAUGGCGAGAUUCUUGAGCGGGUUACGACCCGAUAUUGCUGAACGAGUGGAACUUCAACAUUAUAUGGAGUUGCAUGAGCUUGUAGACAAGGCUAUUAAGGUCGAGCAAAGACUCAAGAGGAGGGGUACCACUCGAUCGAAUUUCGGCAAUACCACCUACUCUACCAACCGCCCAUUCCAACCAAGGAAUGAUUCUCGGCCUUCACCAAAUGCUCCUACACCAAAGCCGAGAUUCGAGGGAGGUAAGGUGGGCAACACUAGUAUUAGUAAGCCGCCCUCUUCUACUCCAAAAUUUGAGGAGCCUGGGGUACAAACUAGAGCUCGUGAUACUCGAUGCUUCAAAUGCCAAGGUAGAGGCCAUAUUGCUAGUCAAUGUCCCAAUCAAAAGACUAUGAUUAUGAUGCAAAAUGGUGAGAUCGUGAGUGAGGACGAAGCCGAGUACGAAGGCAUACUUCCUCUUGACGGAGGUAGUGAUGGGGAAUCACCAAAUGAAGAGGAGUUUAGUGCACCCGAGGGUCAUUUUGGGACUGCAUUGGUUGCAAGGAGAGCAUUAAUUGCACGUGUUAAGGAGGACGAGCUUCAACGGGAGAACAUCUUCUACACCAGGUGCUUCAUCAACCAAGCACUUUGUAGUGUGAUUAUUGAUAGUGGGAGCUGCACAAAUGUAGCUAGUUCACUCAUGGUGGACAACUUGAAGUUGCCUACAAGGGAUCACCCGCGACCCUACAAACUCCAAUGGCUCAACAACUCUAGGGAGGUUCGAGUAACCAAGCAGGUUCUUAUAUCCUUCCAAAUCCAUAAAUAUUCUGAUGAAGUAUUAUGUGAUGUAGUUCCUAUGCAGGCUAGUCACAUUAUACUAGGUAGGCCUUGGCAGUUUGACAGACAGGUGACUUUUGAUGGUGUGACUAAUAAGUAUAGUUUCUUGUACAACAGUAAGAAAGUCACACUAGCUGUUCCAGUCAUUCUGGUGCCCAAGAAAGAUGGGAAAUUUGUGGUAGUUUAUUUUGACGAUAUCCUAAUUUAUAGCAAAUCUUAUGAUGAACACCUAGAGCAUAUUAGGGCUGUUAUGGAUGUACUUCGAAGAGAGAAGCUCUAUGCCAAUCUCAAGAAGUGUAAUUUUUGCACUAAUGAGCUUGUGUUUCUAGGGUUUGUUAUAAGUGCGCAGGGAAUGAAGGUGGAUAAUCAAAAGGUGAAAGCUAUUCAAGAGUGGCCAACACCAAGGUCUGUGGGCGAUGUUCGAAGCUUCCUUGGCCUUGCGGGUUUCUAUAGGAGAUUCGUGAGGGACUUUAGCACCAUUGCUGCCCCCCUGACCGAGUUGAUAAAAAAGAAUGAGAACUUCCAUUGGGGAGAAUCUCAAGAACAGGCUUUCCGUGCUUUAAAGCACCAACUCACACACGUACCUGUACUUGCUUUACCUGACUUUUCUAAGACAUUUGAAAUUGAUUGUGAUGCUUCAGGUAUUGGAGUUGGAGCUGUGUUGAACCAAGGUGGAAGGCCUAUUGCCUACUUUAGUGAGAAACUCAAUGGGGCUGCAUUGAACUACUCAACUUAUGAUAAAGAAUUGUACGCCCUCAUUCGAGCACUACAAGUGUGGCAGCACUAUUUAAGACCUAAGGAGUUCGUGAUACAUACCGAUCAUGAGUUCCUUAAGUACCUUAAGGCCCAGCACACCUUGAGCAAGAAGCAUGCAAGGUGGAUUGCAUUCGUGGAGUCCUUUCCGUACGUGAUUAAAUACAAGGCUGGUAAGUCUAAUGUGGUUGGGAUGCACUCUCCCGAAGGUACUCUCUACUCACCUCCUUAG